GUUCAUCAGAUGUCGCUUAGUGAGAGUGAAAUAAUGUUGAAAUUGAAAUUAGUAAGAUAAAAAAUUUCCUCAAAAUUUGUUAUUCUCACGUAUUCAUCAAUCUUAUUUCGAAGUAAAAAAAAUGAUAGCGUGUAGAGGUUUGAUUUCUAAUAUUUAUAGGUUAUCUACGGCUCCUACAGGUAUACUUGCCAGGAAAAAUAUUUACCCUGGAGCAAGUAAUAAUAUUCACACAACUCCGAUUCUAUGGGCUGAACCCCUAAAGAAGAAAAAAAAGUUGGACCCUGCUGUAGUACGAGCUCGAGAAGAGAGGAAAAGGAAAAAAAUUGAAAAACAAAUCCGCAGAUUGGAAAAAAAUGCUAGACAGUUGAAACCUCUUGAAGAAUGUGAGAUACCACUUAAUAUCAUUGAUGAAAGGGACAUUCGAACAAGGAGUAAUCCCCCCUUACCUGAAGAAGAAUUGGAGCGCAGAGCACUCUUAGAAAAAUCCUGGUCCAAAUACAAACAGAAUCAUCAUUUAAGAGAUAUUAAGAUGUUGGAUCGUAUAUUAUUUUCCCAACAGAAAGCAUUGGAUGAACUACGGGCAGAAUCAGAAGAAUUAUAUCAAGAAGCCAUUCAGACUGACUUUCAUCUUAUACCCUUCAAAAGUGAAGGACCUGUGCAAACUCCACCGAUUGAUAACUAUGACGUACCUGAUGGUGAUUAUUUGGAUGUCUCUAGAAAAUGGGAUUAAUUGAUGCCAGACAAUUUUCCAGUUAUUUAUACAUCAAAGCAAAUAAAUAUUCUUGUGUCCAA
Molecule: messenger RNA, 792 nt
Organism: Coccinella septempunctata (seven-spotted ladybird)
Lineage: Eukaryota; Metazoa; Arthropoda; Insecta; Coleoptera; Coccinellidae
Gene: mRpL40
Product: 39S ribosomal protein L40, mitochondrial
Exons: 5
Coding region: 122-730 (202 amino acids)
Cellular component (GO): mitochondrial large ribosomal subunit; mitochondrial ribosome
Source: RefSeq, a predicted model, not a curated record